Molecule: messenger RNA, 1639 nt
Organism: Chaetomium fimeti
Lineage: Eukaryota; Fungi; Ascomycota; Sordariomycetes; Sordariales; Chaetomiaceae
Product: S-adenosyl-L-methionine-dependent methyltransferase
Exons: 4
Coding region: 359-1639 (426 amino acids)
Biological process (GO): tRNA methylation; tRNA wobble uridine modification
Cellular component (GO): nucleus; cytoplasm
Molecular function (GO): tRNA binding; tRNA (5-carboxymethyluridine(34)-5-O)-methyltransferase activity; S-adenosylmethionine-dependent methyltransferase activity
Source: RefSeq, a predicted model, not a curated record
GAUUCGAAGCUCGAGGAGGGGGAGAAGGAGGGGGAGGGGAGGAGUUUGUGUGCAGGUGAUGAGUGGAGGAAAGUUGCUGGCUUCCCCCACCAUCCACAAAUCAACGUCAGAAUGUUUCAGUUCAGCCCACACACAACCUUCAGCUUCUCUAUUCGACUCUAACCUAACUUUAACCCAACCGCAGGUUAUACCACAUCCGAACCGGUUAACCGACUGACCGAGCAAUCCGCCUGACCUCGAAUAUCCCUGCUUUAUAUUUUUGCUUUGUUUGAGCGGUCGGGGCUGCCUGAGGGAGCUACUGCGGAGGUGAGCAUCUCGGCUACUGUCUUCCACUUGUUUGUACCCUGUACCUACAUGCAUGUAUCUCAUACAUUGUCCCUCUUCCGUCGUUCGUGCCCCUUCAGCCCUGUCCGGCUCCCUGUCCGGCCGGGGAAGUUGGACACACUACGGCAAGUGCAAUAUGCGUGGAAACGACCAAUCCUCAGUUCGCUUGGCUGUGUCCCUCGUUCCCCUGCUCGGCCCGCGGUUAUCUGGCCACCGCGCUGUGCGCCACGCCAAGUUGGGCCUCAGGGAAGCAGGACCUCAUCGCGACCGUAUCGUUACCAUGGCUUCGUCGUCCGCCACGCCAUCGGCCCUGCCGUCCUCUUCGGCGGCUGAUGCGGUUGCCAAACUAACAGCCGCCCCCACCGCCGGUACCGAGACGGGGACUGGGACUGAACCAACAGCGGCCGAAGCAGAGGCCGAGGCUUACGAGCGGACACACGUCCACGGCGUCUACGAGGCGAUCGCCCCGCACUUCUCGGCCACUCGCUACAAGCCUUGGCCUGCCGUGGGGUCGUUCCUGCGCUCUCGGGCAGCCGGCGCCGUUGGGCUCGAUGUGGGCUGCGGCAAUGGCAAGUACCUGGGCGUGAACCCCGACGUCUUCAUGCUGGGCUCUGAUCGGAGCCCAUCGCUCAUCGCGCUUGCCAGGGACCGUUGCAUGCAGCUCCAAGCUCAACAGGGUAAUGCGGCCGAGGCAGGAACAGGCGGGGAAGCCGGUGGCGCCGUGGUGGCCACUGACGUUCUCGUGGCUGACGGGCUUUUGCUACCCUUCCGUGAGCGUGCUGCAGACUUCGUCAUCUGCGUGGCCGUCAUCCACCACAUGUCGACGCGGGCAAGGCGGCAAGAAGCGAUCCGGCAGCUGCUGCGAUGUGUCAGGUUGGGAGAGGUCGGGCAGACAGGGGGCCAGGUCCUCGUCUACGUUUGGGCGCUGGAGCAGAACGCAAGCCGACGCGGAUGGGACGAGGGCGGCGAGCAGGAUUUGCUGGUGCCGUGGGUCUUGAAGUCCCAACAGAAGCAGCCGAAGCAGCAGAAGCCGCAGAAAAGGGCCCUAGCCCAAAACCAAGCCAUUGGUGGCGGUGAUGCCGUCGAUAAGGGCGGUGAAACACCGCCUUCACCAACACCAGCUGGCCCUGCCGAACCAGGGACGCCACUUAGCCACACCGACCCCGUCUUUCAGCGUUACUACCACCUCUACCGCAAAGGCGAGCUGGAAGAGGAUGUGCUGGCGGCAGGGGGUGUUGUCGUUUCCAGCGGCUACGAGAGAGACAACUGGUGGGUGGUUGCUGCCAAUGAGCCGGUCCCCCAGGGUCAACAAUGA